This is a messenger RNA of Physeter macrocephalus (sperm whale), 1053 nucleotides long. Its product is annotated as apolipoprotein L6-like. The transcript has 4 exons. The annotation marks the transcript as partial. Gene Ontology annotation, cellular component: membrane; extracellular region. The record is from RefSeq and is a predicted model, not a curated record. Gene Ontology annotation, molecular function: lipid binding. Lineage: Eukaryota; Metazoa; Chordata; Mammalia; Artiodactyla; Physeteridae. Gene Ontology annotation, biological process: lipoprotein metabolic process; lipid transport.
GGGGCAUAAGUGUCCCCCUUUGCCUGGCAAAACAAUAAAGCCCAGACGCUCACAGCCCCCUGCUGGACCAGAGGCCCCCGGAGAAGAGAGAACAGAGGGCCCUCGGAACCUGAGGCCACAGGGAGAGCUUCACUGAGAACAGGCAAAAUGAAGACGGAUUUGAUGCCACAGAAUCUGCUGGACAACCAGGCAGGGAAAGCAUGCAAGGCUGGUGUCGGUUUGCAAAGGGACGAAGAUGACAUUCUUCCGUACGAAGAUGUGAAGCGGCAAGAUAGUGACCUGUCAGCUGAAGAAAGAAUAUUUUUGGAAGAGUUUCCCAUCUUGAAAGGGGAGCUGGAAGUGGGCACCAGAAGGCUCCGUGCCCUUGCAGACCACGUCGACACAACCCACAGAACACUCACCAAGACCAGCAUGGUGGCCAAUUCCAUCGCUGUGGUCUCAGGAGCCAUGAGCAUCCUGGGCUUGGUCCUUGCUCCGGCAGUAGCAGGAGGAAGCCUGGUACUCUCCGCUGCUGGUAGAGUUUUGGGGAAAGCAGGGGAGGUCACCAGCACCUUGACCAACGUUUUGGAACGCUUGCACAGUCAAGAAGCCCAGGCUUAUGUCGGUAGCCUAAUGCCCACCCGUGGCCAAGAGGUCAGGAGAGCUGGGGCAGCCUAUGUCGUGGCUGCCGGAAAGGUGGUCCAGAGUUGUGAAAGCACCAUCGAGGAUAUCCAGAGGAGCAUCCGUGCCUUUCAGAUAGCCAGGGCCCACCCGCGCCUGGCCACUGCUGCCGAGAGUCUCCUGACCACCGGCCAAGUCUCAGCCCGAAGGAGCAGCCAGGUGCAAAGGGCUUUUGAAGGUACCACGCUGGUGAUGACCACAAACGCUCGCUUGCUGGGUACUGCAAUGGCUGGCUUCUCCCUCAGCGUGGGCUUGGCCUCCCUCCUGAAGGACUGGAAGCAGCUGAAGGAGGGAGCAAAAUCAGAGCUUGCGGAAGAGCUAAGGGCGCAGGCUUGGGAGCUGGAAAGGAAGCUGACGGAACUCACCCAGUGCUAUGAGAGCCUGCAGCGGAAG